Molecule: messenger RNA, 2200 nt
Organism: Coregonus clupeaformis (lake whitefish)
Lineage: Eukaryota; Metazoa; Chordata; Actinopteri; Salmoniformes; Salmonidae
Product: PR domain zinc finger protein 8
Exons: 4
Coding region: 363-1925 (520 amino acids)
Biological process (GO): regulation of DNA-templated transcription
Cellular component (GO): nucleus
Molecular function (GO): protein binding
Source: RefSeq, a predicted model, not a curated record
UCCUGUCACUGAUGGAGAUAAUGGGCUUGUUCCGACAUUGCAGCCGACAGUGCAGGCGACUGCCGACCAACUGAUCAACAAAGAACCUUGCAUCAUAAAUAACCACUCAUUAUUAUUUGUAGAUCAGUCAGUCACAAUUUACCCAUGAUACAUUACGGUUUUGAUCCUCUCGAACACGGCCAUUAAGUGUGUGUGUGAGCGGAGCAGAGAGGCAGUAACGAGGCAGAUCACGCUCGCUCUCAGACGGUAACAGCAACCGAAGGAAGGAGAAUCGUUAUACCGGGAAGAGUGUACCUGCUGAUAACCAGCCUCCUCGCGGACAUACCGAGCCACACGCCACCUCCACGACCAGCCGACUAACCAUGGACCAUAGUUUUUUACCUCGUUCCCUCUGGACCAGUGAGGGUAAAUUCCUCCAGCAUCACGCGACAGACCUCUAUACCAGCGUGCACGUCACUCGCAACAUCCCUGCUGGGGCACAGUUCGGCCCGUGCGUCCUUCAGAAUACUUUCUAUGACACCAUUGCCUUCAUAGCGCUCAAAUCCUGCGACAAGAGAAGCAAAUCAUACGUGUUCAGGGUGGACCCCGAGGCUAUGCGCAGCUCUGCUCUAGUGCUGUCCUGGCUGCGGCUGGUGCAGGCGGCGUGUGGCCGGGAGGAGCAGAACACCGAAGCGUUCCUGAAGGGAGGCCAGCUGUAUUUCCGGACCACCAGGGACAUACGUCAGGAAGAGGAACUGUUGGUGUGGUAUGACCAGGAGCUGUCACAUCUACUGGGCUUCACUGACAUCUCAACUAGAGGACAUAAUGAAGAGCUCAAAUGCGCAACAUGUAACCAGGUCUUCAAGAAUGAGCAUCCCUACUUGGCCCACUGCCGCUUCCUGUGCGCGCAGGUGAAGUAUGACGCGCUGAGCAGAGAGGCCUACGAACACAAACACAUGGAGAUAAAGCGGCAACGACGCGUCACAGACUUCCACAACAUCGCCAGGGAUCUGGAACAUAAAAGAUACGGCGCCAGCGAGGACGCUGAGAUUUCCCCGCGGAAAUGGAAACACGAGGAGACGGGUUAUCCCCGAUGGAGGAAACCGGUGCUACUGGAGAAAACCAACAUCUCGAACAACAACAACAUCACACAGAUAAGCAGAGACUACCGCCUAACUGCGCCAGAGUCAACUGGCUCUUCCUUGAAACUGAAGGCAGAGAAGUACCAGCUCAAUAAGGACCACGUGGAAUGUAAAAAUAGUGCGUUUACAGAGGUUGGAGCAACGAAAAUGAGUUUUACGCACGAGAAAGAAAAGCCAACGGAGGCUGAUUCUGAGACAGUGCGGGAGAUGAGCUCUGAUUUAAACUCAAACAGCAACAGCAGUGCCUUUUCAUUCGUUCUGCGCAGUGGACAGGAGGAGCAGAAAAGCGCUUUCUGUAAACCCUGUAAAAGGACGUCUAACGGCUCUACAGCGCACCCAUCCAACACAUUACCUGCUCCAUCGACCCGCCUAGAGGACGUGAGAGACGUUUUUACCUCAAAGACUGUUCUGGGAUACAACAAUCUGUUGGCAUCUAAUAUGAAUGGUGAUUUAUCUCGCGCACAGACCCUACCCACACCGGUUACUGGAAACGCUUUCCCCUACGCGCCAGAGCACUGGUCCAGGAGCAUUGGAGACCAACUACAAACCACGUCGUCUUUAACCAUUCUUCCACCAACGUUUACCACCAUUGGGGUGUCAGUGCAAAACUGGUGCGCCAAGUGUAACCUCUCCUUCCGCAUGACGUCUGACCUAGUGUUACACAUGCGCUCGCACCACAAGAAGGAGUUCGCGGCGGAGUCCCAGGUGAGGAGGAGGCGAGAGGAGAAACUCACCUGCCCUAUCUGUCACGAGUUCUUCCGGGAACGGCACCACCUUUCACGCCAUAUGACGUCGCACAAUUAAAACCAAUUGGACAUAAGAAAAGCCAUAAGAAAACGGAUAUUUAAAGAAAACGACAUCGGACAUACUGUAUGUAAUUACAAGAGUAGACCAGAGUAAUUUAGAGUAAUUAAACAUUUAAUGACAAUUUGAAGUCACUAACAUCUGAAUGUAGGACCAUCCACUUGUGAUUAUCGAUCAUUACGCAUUAGGGCGCAUUUGGGCAAGUACAGUGCCUUGCAAAAGUAUUCAUCCCCCUUGGCGUUUUUCCUAUUUUGUUGCAUUACAACCUGUAAUUU